Molecule: messenger RNA, 1257 nt
Organism: Cylicocyclus nassatus
Lineage: Eukaryota; Metazoa; Nematoda; Chromadorea; Rhabditida; Strongylidae
Source: the annotation of a GenBank genome assembly
UACAAAAAGAGAAGCGUAUCCGUCUCUGCCCUUCCGAUGUUCCGUGUGGUGGUGCUUCUGGGCUUCUUGCUUCAUGUUGUAGCCGAGAUAGUCUAUGUUCAAGUGAUUUUUAGGCAUGGCGAUCGAGCUCCGUCGGAUGUUUAUCCCUUGGAUCCGUACGGUGAAGAGGUUUGGCCUCGUGGAUUCAGCCAAUUGACCGAAAAAGGAUACAAACGCGCUCAGCAACUAGGGAAAUAUUUACACACACGCUACAGGACACAGCAUCGUUUACUUGGCCAAAAAUUUGAAAAUAGAAAGGUUUUCGUCCGUUCAAGCGAUAAAGACAGAUGUAUAGAAACAGCCAUGGGAGUCGUUUCCACCCUUUUUCCAUCCGAAAUAGUGCCAAUUCAUACCUAUUCAAGUCAUAAGUACGACCUGCUUUUGAAGCCGAGCAGUGUUCGCUGUGACCGAGCAGAUAUCUUGGUUUCCGGCGAUAAACGCAAACUUUAUCAAAAGCGGAACCGGGGGUACAAGAAUCUCUUUGCUUAUCUCUCACAUCACACCGGAACACAUGUUUCUAUGAGCAACAUCAAAAACAUCUACAACACAGUUCAUCGUGAGAGCGAAAGUGGCUUGAAGCAACCGGAAUGGGUUUACAAGAUAACUGACCACAACACUACCAUCAUCGAGGAGAUGGCAGAACUGAAACGUCAGGAGCGUAUUGAAGCUUACAACUCUUUUGAGAAAGCGAAAUUGAGCACUGGUUUUCUCACUGGUCAGCUGCUCAAAGAACUUCGGGACAAAGUAGUGGGAAUAUCUCGAAAGAGUAUGGCUCUGUACUCGACGCACGAUGCCACCAUAACCUCGCUUUUGUAUAAUCUUGGAGUGUCAAAUCAACUCUUGCCUCCUUACACGGCUGCAGUUUUAUUGGAACUACACAAAAUCAAUAAGCAUCACUUCGUAAAGGUUCUCUUCCGUAACUCAACCAAAGAAGCAUCACCACUGCAACUUCCAACCUGCGCUGUCCUCUGCCCAUGGCAAGACUUCGUACGCUUCGCGACUCCACGGUCAUUUCAAACUAGAGAAGAAUUUGAAGUUGCAUGUGAGAAUAGGCGCGACUCGCAGAAGGUUCACCCCAAGAGGGAGGAAACAUCAUCAACACUGCCCCUCAAUCCAGAACUGAUUGCUGUAGCUGGAUAUUCUCUUUUGCUGCUUGUUGUCUUGUAUCUCUACAGAGCAAUACCCAUCAAGGGUCUUCCUGCAAGCUGUGAACCCUGA